This is a messenger RNA of Kazachstania africana CBS 2517, 3138 nucleotides long. It is a transcript of the gene YEF3, whose product is annotated as translation elongation factor EF-3. NCBI's taxonomy places the organism in Eukaryota, Fungi, Ascomycota, Saccharomycetes, Saccharomycetales, Saccharomycetaceae. The coding region runs from base 1 to 3138 and encodes 1045 amino acids. The transcript has a single exon. The record is from RefSeq and is a predicted model, not a curated record. Gene Ontology annotation, molecular function: ATP hydrolysis activity; ATP binding; translation elongation factor activity.
AUGUCUGAUUCUCAAGAAUCUAUGAAGGUCCUAGAAGAACUUUUCCAAAAGUUAUCUGUCGCCACUGCCGAAUCUAGAGAUGAAGUUGCUGCUGAAGUCUCCAGCUUCUUAAACGGUAACAUCAUCGAACAUGAUAUCCCAGAACACUUCUUCAAGGAAUUGAAGAAUGCUGUUAAGGACAAGAAAACCGCUGCCAAUGCUUUACAAACCGUUGCUCACAUUGCCAGUGAAAACAACUUGUCUCCAUCAGUCGAACCAUACGUUGUUGAGAUGAUCCCAGAAGUCUGUGCCAAGACUGCUGACAAGAACGCUGAAACUCAAGCCAUUGCUUCCAAGGCUUUAAUUGCCAUUGUCAAGGCUAUCAACCCAGUUGCUAUCAAGUCCUUAUUACCACAUUUAACUACCUCUUUAGCUGAAACUAAUAAAUGGCAAGAAAAGGUCGCUAUCUUAGCUGCUAUUUCCGAAUUAGUCGAUGCUGCUAAGACCCAAGUUGCUUUAAGAAUGCCUGAAUUAAUUCCAGUUCUUUCCGAAGCUAUGUGGGAUACCAAGAAGGAAGUUAAGGUUGCUGCUACUGCUACCAUCACCAAGGCUACUGAAACUGUCGACAACAAGGAUAUUGAAAGAUUUAUCCCAGAAUUGAUCUCCUGUAUUGCUGAUCCAUCCCAAGUUUCUGAAACCGUCCACUUAUUAGGUGCUACCACUUUCGUUUCUGAAGUUACUCCAGCCACUUUAUCCAUCAUGGUUCCAUUAUUGGCCAGAGGUUUACAAGAAAGAGAAACUUCCAUCAAGCGUAAAGCUGCUGUUAUUAUUGACAAUAUGUGUAAGUUAGUCGAAGACCCACAAGUUGUCGCUCCUUUCUUAGGUAAAUUAUUACCAGGUUUAAAGAACAACUUCGCCACCAUUGCUGAUCCAGAAGCUAGAGAAGUUACUUUAAGAGGUUUAAAGACUUUAAGAAGAGUUGGUAACGUCGGUGAAGAUGACAAAUUACCAGAAGUUUCCCACGCUGGUGAUGUCUCCACCACUUUAGGUGUCUUAAAUGAAUUAUUAAAGGGUCAAGACAUUGCUCCAAGAUUCAAGUUAGCUGUUGAAUACGCUGCUGCCAUGGGUGCUGACUUAAUUGACGAAAGAAUCAUUGACCAAGGUACCUGGUUCACUCACGUCACUCCAUACAUGACCAUCUUCUUACACGAAAGAGUCGCUAAGGAAAUCUUAGAUGACUUCAGAAAGAGAGCUGUUGACAACAUUCCAGUUGGUCCAGAUUUCGAUGAUGAAGAAGACGAAGGUGAAGAUUUAUGUAACUGUGAAUUCUCUUUAGCUUACGGUGCUAAGAUCUUAUUAAACAAGACUCAAUUAAGAUUAAAGAGAGGUAGAAGAUAUGGUCUUUGUGGUCCAAACGGUGCUGGUAAAUCUACUUUAAUGAGAGCUAUUGCUAACGGUCAAGUUGAAGGUUUCCCAACUCAAGAUGAAUGUAGAACCGUCUACGUCGAACACGAUAUCGAUGGUACUAAAGCUGACACCUCUGUUGUUGACUUCGUCUUCGAAGGUGAUGUCGGUACUAAAGAAGAAAUUAUUGACAAGUUGCACGAAUUCGGUUUCGACGAUGAAAUGAUCGCUAAGCCAAUUGCCUCCUUAUCUGGUGGUUGGAAGAUGAAGUUAGCUUUAGCUAGAGCCGUCUUAAAGAACGCUGAUAUCUUAUUAUUAGAUGAACCAACUAACCAUUUAGAUACCGUCAACGUCGCUUGGUUAGUCGACUACUUAAACACUUGUGGUAUUACUUCCAUUACUGUUUCUCACGACUCCGGUUUCUUAGACAGAGUUUGUCAAUACAUUAUCCAUUACGAAGGUUUGAAAUUAAGAAAGUACAAGGGUAACUUAACUGAAUUCGUUAAGCAAUGUCCAACUGCUAAAUCUUACUACGAAUUAGGUGCCUCCGACUUAGAAUUCAGAUUCCCAGAACCAGGUUACUUAGAAGGUGUUAAGACCAAGCAAAAGGCUAUUGUUAAGGUUUCCAACAUGACCUUCCAAUACCCAGGUACUGACAAACCACAAAUCAAAGACAUUAACUUCCAAUGUUCUUUAUCUUCAAGAAUUGCUGUUAUUGGUCCAAAUGGUGCUGGUAAGUCUACUUUAAUCAAUGUCUUAACUGGUGAAUUAUUACCAACCACUGGUGAAGUUUACACUCACGAAAACUGUAGAAUUGCUUACAUUAAGCAACACGCUUUCGCUCAUAUUGAAAGUCAUCUAGAUAAGACUCCAUCUGAAUAUAUCCAAUGGAGAUUCCAAACUGGUGAAGAUAGAGAAACCAUGGACAGAGCUAACAGACAAAUUAACGAAAAUGAUGCUGAAGCUAUGAACAAGAUCUUCAAGAUUGAAGGUACUCCAAGAAGAAUUGCCGGUAUUCACGCUAGACGUAAGUUCAAGAACACCUAUGAAUACGAAUGUUCUUUCUUAUUAGGUGAAAACAUUGGUAUGAAAUCAGAAAGAUGGGUCCCAAUGAUGUCUGUUGACAACGCUUGGUUACCAAGAGGUGAAUUAGUCGAAUCUCACUCCAAGAUGGUUGCUGAAGUUGAUAUGAAGGAAGCUUUAGCUUCUGGUCAAUUCCGUCCAUUAACCAGAAAGGAAAUUGAAGAACAUUGUGCUAUGUUAGGUUUAGACGCUGAAAUCGUCUCUCACUCUAGAAUCAGAGGUUUAUCUGGUGGUCAAAAGGUUAAGUUAGUUCUAGCUGCUUGUACAUGGCAAAGGCCUCAUUUAAUCGUCUUAGAUGAACCAACCAACUAUUUGGAUAGAGAUUCUCUAGGUGCUUUAUCUAAAGCCUUAAAGGCUUUCGAAGGUGGUGUUGUUAUCAUUACUCACUCUGCUGAAUUCACCAAGGAUUUAACUGAAGAAGUCUGGGCCGUUAACAACGGUAUGAUGACUCCAUCUGGUCACAAUUGGGUCACUGGUCAAGGUUCUGGUCCAAGAAUCGAAAAGAAGGAAGAUGAAGAAGACAAAUUCGAUGCCAUGGGUAACAAGAUUUCCGGUGGUAAGAAGAAGAAGAAGUUAUCUUCUGCGGAAUUAAGAAAGAAGAAGAAGGAAAGAAUGAAGAAGAAGAAGGAAUUAGGUGAUGCUUACGUUUCUUCUGAUGACGAAGACUUUUAA